UCUGUUUCGUCAGCCCUGCGACACCGGAAAUGUAGUUCAGCCAACGGAAUCGUCCGGUAGUUGUGGCGGAGGGUGGAGGUCAUGUUUCUCCAAAAUGAACCCGGUACGCAAACGCCUCAGACUUAGCCCAUCCCAAGCACAACUCAGGAGCAGCAGCGCCCCGAAGGCCUCCCCGUCUGACCCUCUUUCCAAUGACGCCCCAUCGCCUUCGGCUUCUGCUGGAGCCGGAACGGAAGAGGAGGAAGGGUACUUGUUGGUGGAGGAAGACACCGCUGACUCCAGCCUUGUCAUCACCAUGGAGGAAAGCCAGAUGGAAGUGAAGAUGCAGAGGAAGAAGCCGGCGAGGAAGAAGAGGAAGGCGCUGAAUGAGGAGCCGCCUCAAGACAAAGUCAAGGCCUCGGAGACCGAAGAAGAGGAGGAUACAGGGGUGGAUGUGGAAAUUGACAAACAGCUUGACCAGUCUUUGGAGACAAAGUCCAAACAGCACAACCUGACAGCUGUGAAUGUCAAAAACAUCAUCCAUGAAGUGAUCACCAACGAGCACGUAGUCGCCAUGAUGAAAGCGGCCAUCAACGAGACCGAAGCUGUUCCUCCCUUUGAGCCUAAAAUGACUCGAUCCAAGUUUAAAGAAGUUGUGGAGAAGGGAGUGGUGAUUCCCACAUGGAACAUUUCUCCUAUCAAAAAGAGCAGCGAUGUCAACAAGGCUCCUCAGUUUGUGGACAUCCCAUUAGAUGAGGAGGACUCUUCGGAUGAGGAGUAUCGUCCAGAUGAAGAAGACGAGGACGAGACCGCUGAAGAUACAUUCCAUGAAAGUGACAUGGAAAGCACAGCGUCGUCUCCCAGGGGAAGUCGACUCAAUCGAGGGGAGGAGGACAGCUGCAGCCCCUGGCAGAGCUCUCGGGUUCAGUUAAGACGCUCAAAGUUGGGGUCAAUGGGACCACCCCCUCCCCCCAAAACCCCGCCCCCCAAAGCGGUGACUGACAGCACCUUCCUGGAGAAGCUCCACGCAGUGGAAAAGGAGCUUGCAGACUGUUUGGAGCCCUACCAGCCGCUGGCGGAGUCAGAGGACGAGGCUGGCGUGAUGGCAUGUCGAACUCGCUCCAAGCGUCCUCUGAGGGAUGUUCCGCUGGGCCAGCUGGAGGCCAAGCUCCGAGCUCCUGACAUCACUCCCGACAUGUACGACUCAAGCUCCGCCCCCGAGGACAGGGACUGGACGGAUUGGCUGAGAAGCUUGAUGAGUUCAGAAGUAGAUAACGAAGAUGAAUGUGAUGAUGAAGAUGAUCCAGAGUACAACUUUCUGGCAGACACUGACGAGCCAGAUGUGGAAGAUUACCGCGACGACAAGGCUGUCCGCAUCACCAAGAAGGAGGUUAACGAGCUAAUGGAAGAACUCUUUGAAACGCUCAAAGAGGACCUGGCAUCACAGGAAGUGGAUGACGAAGGCCAUGAGGAAGAGGAGGAACCACAAGAAGACAGACAAACUGUUCAUUCACACCCCGCUCCGGACCCGCACACAGAGGCGGUUGAGGCAGAGGCGGAGGAGGAAUGGGUCCCAGGGCUACGUACGGUGAAGCAGCAACUGGCUUUUAUCAGGAACCGACAGCAAACAAAUGCACAUUAUCAUAAAUACUUCCAGUGUCCAGAACCGAACACACUGAAGUUGAACGCUCAGCAAAAGAUGAGACUACAGCAGCAGCUGCAGCAGCAUGUUCAGCUGCUGACUCAGAUUCAUCUGCUGUGUUUGCCUGUGGUCAAACUGCACAGUGAGGCUGAGACCACCAAACAGUUCCUGUUUGAGUUGGACAUGCUGGCUCAGGGCGGUGAGCUCAUCCGAUCUGCAGGCCAGCCCGGAUUCUGCAGCGCUUUCAGAGCGUCCAAUCUGCAGGGGGCGCUGGAGCUGCUGGAGGAGCUGCAUCAGACUCCCAUCAACUAUGAACCGCAGCACCACCCGCCAGAUGCCAGAGGAUACAUGCGCUGUUUUCCCGUCAUGCCUGCUGAGCUGGCCUGGCUUUUUGCAACCCGGCCGGUGUUCCUCUACCCAGAGCUGCUGCCGUGUGCCAGUCUGGAUCCGGCGCUGUACUGCCCCCGCAGGACGGCAGCUUUCACUGCAGCUGAGGACUGCCUGCUGGUUCUUGGCCUCAGAAAUAUGGGAGGGUCAUGUGACCCGCCUAAACUCGUGUCUCAGUUUCUGUUGAGGAAAACCGUGGUUCAGGUCCGAAGAAGAAUCCUGCAGUGCUGCAGGCCCGGGUUUCCUGACAACAUUGUCAAGGCUUUCAGGUAUCAGCAGGUGUUGUGGCCAAUGCCGGUUGCCUGUCAUCCUGUGGAUCCUGCAGAGCGACGCCCCCCUGUGGAGAGGGAGGAGAAGGUCUUGCCUCUGUGGCUUGUGCGGAGCCUUCCCAUCAUCUAUCUGUCAGUGAAACAUGUCAACAGCCCGUCCGGCGCCAUCCCAGAGGCCCCCGCCCCUUGCAGGAAAGGGAAACCCCGUCAGAGUCAGCUGGCCGUUCUGCGUUCUGCCUCUGUCACCUACAGCUUUCUCCCCGGAUCCAAAUACCCGCCGCGUCUACCUGCCAACCUGGACUUCAAACGAAUCGGGUUUGUCUUGGUGCAGUCGCCGCUCCCCCCUCCCGUCCCCGACUCCUGCCCCCCGCCGGACAGCCCGACCAGCCCCUCUGUUUCCUCGCCAAGUCCUCCACGGGUCCUCCUUCACCGUCUACCUCUACCAAAGACCGACCCUUUCACGAACCUCACCCCCGUCUCCACGGAAACCACUGAAAAGAUCAGAGGCCACGUACAGACGCUAGCCGGCCUGAGGAGAAGGUCGCCUCCUUCGUGUCGAGCUGCCGGGAAACCCGGUGGGAAGGAGAUGAAAGCUUCUUCCUUCUUUCAGAAAAGCUCAACCGACGUCCUCAGAACCAACCCCAAAGACGGGAGCGAGGGAGGAGUGAAGGACCCAAACGCAAUGUCCGAAUGUUCCCCUGGUUCAGGGCGGAGCAUCGAUUCUCCUCAUCCAGAGGGGGCGGAGUCAGAAAGUGAACAUGAAGUGACUGUUACCUUGUCCAGAUCAGGAAAAGAAGAGCACUGUGGAGAUGGAGAGACGUCUUCCGAUGAGUCCAGAUCGUCUGUCAUCCACAUUCAGGAGAAGCUCUCCUCAGAAGAAACGGAGGAUGAUGACGAUCUGAGGGAAUCUGAGGAUCUGGUGUUUGCCCAGGAUUAUCUCCACAGAGUUUGUGAGGCAGUGCAGGGGUGUUCGAGCCUUGCUGAGCAGCUGUUACAGGUUUUGGAUGAAUUUUCUGCUGCGGGGGUUCUGGAAGUUCUGUACGGCAGGUUAAGCCGAGUCCUGCAGCCGUGGCCUCAGCUGCUCAAAGACUUUGCUGCCUUCCUGAACCACAAGCAGGCUCGCAAAUGUGGACUGCUGUUUGAACAGCAGCUGUUUAAACGCAGCAGGCAGUUUUUACGGCGACUGGGGCGCACCCUCGGAGAGAGCUCAUUCCUCUACCAGGAAGUGGUUUCUGUGCUGCAGGGAUGCUCCGCCCCUUCAUCUGAAGACAUGGACAAGGUCGCGUCUCUGCUCAGUCACCAUGCAGACUUGCAGGUAGAGGUCCGGGAGUUCUUCCAGCAGCUCCACAUCUGCUCGUUGCCAACAGCAACCGGCUCUGAACCUGCUGAUGUGGGCUGGGCGUCUCAGAGCAACGAACACUGCGAUGGGAAACGGGUUGACUGUUGCUCAGAAGAGGACAGAGACCAGGAGGAGCAGCGAGCCGUUUGUGCCAAAAACAGUAAAUUGACUUCCACUGGAGAGAAGGUCGUCGUUUGGACCCGCGAAGCAGACCGCACCAUUCUAACAGCCUGCCAGCAGAAAGGAGCCAGUAGAAAAACUUUCAGACAGAUUUCUGCUCAGCUGGGAAACAAAACGGUCCAUCAGGUGCAACUUCGUUUCCAGGACUUGAUGAAACUGUUUUACACCUCAUCCCAAAAAUCCACAGCUUGGUCUUCAAAGGGCCAGCCAGUCAACAAACCCGAAGCAGCUCCCGACUAAUCCCGGACUAACCCCCAAGUGGAUGCCUGGCCUGAAAGGGUCUGCUGCAGUGCUUUAAGGCUGCAGCUGUUAAGCUGCAGGGUCAUUAAAAGCACUAACGGUGGAUUUUGUUCCAGCAGAGUGUGCUCGACAGCUGUGUCACAGCCUUCAGAAUCACUGCAUCAGUGCAAGAUUGAGCGUUCACAAUCAUGAGUGAUUGUAGUUCAGCUCGGAAUGACCGAGAAAUGUUAAAUCCCGAUCCUGGUUCAGUGGAGCAACUCCGCGAAUCCUUCAAAUGAAUGUGGCGGUUUUUCCUGUUCCUCUCACUGCAGCUGUUCAAAGGUUUUUCUGGUGAAAUUUCAACAUUUUUAUUGAUCUUCACAGAGUCCAAAGCCAUUUUUUAAAUUUUAUUUAUAAUAAUAUAUAUUCAAGACAAAUUUGUAUUACAUUUUUAGAAAUUGUCUUCUUGGAAAUGGGAAAAGAUCUGAUCUUUACCUCAAGAAUUAAGACGAUUUAAAUAAAAAAGUAAAUGAAACCAAUUUGCAUCUUUUAAAACAUAUGUCCUCACUAAGUGUGCCAAAUGUUUAAGAUGGGAUAGGGGGAAGACCUUACAGUUUUAAUUUCAUCUGGAAGCCACAAGCAGCAAUUUCUUGAUGGUAUCGACUAUAAUAAAAUUAUAACUGUUUUAUUACACAAACUCCAGAUGAAUUAAUCUUAAAAUUUUUGAAUUGCUCUUCACUAAUUCUUGAAAAAAACUUUGACUUUACAGUUUUACUAGAUGGAUUCAUGGAGUUUCAUCCUGUGUGACAAUAGCAAAUGAAAAGACAUUUAUAAUCAAUGGGCAUUUGUUUGUAAUUUAUCUCCUCUGACCUCAAAGAUCUGGGAUUUCACUGUGACAAAUUGUCAAAUAUAAAAAAAUAAAAAGUUGUUAGAGAAGUCUCAAAAACUUCUGCCUUA
Oryzias latipes (Japanese medaka) is the source of this 4972-nucleotide messenger RNA. RefSeq names its product gon-4 like a (gene gon4la). Gene Ontology annotation, biological process: regulation of DNA-templated transcription. Gene Ontology annotation, cellular component: nucleus. The record is from RefSeq and is a predicted model, not a curated record. Lineage: Eukaryota; Metazoa; Chordata; Actinopteri; Beloniformes; Adrianichthyidae. Gene Ontology annotation, molecular function: transcription coregulator activity.